AUGAAAACGAAAGGUUUCCGGCAACAAGCAGGAUUCGCUUGUGAAAACUGCCGGAGGCGCAAAGCAAGAUGUGACCGCGUCCGUCCAGAAUGCAGUCUCUGCGCAGAGAUGGGAGUCACCUGUGUGGUGAUUGAACAGAGACCACAGCGCGGGCCCAAGAAAGGACAGCUGGAUGAGAUGCGGACACGGAUUGGUGAGUGUUUUGACCUCGAGCCGGCCAGUCCAGUCCAGGCUAUCGGGGAAUUCAAGAGGACGAAUUUGGUUUUGGCCGAUCUAAAUCAACUGUAUUUUGAUCGCGUUCAUGAUACGUUACCCAUGAUACACCGGCAGCGGUACUUUAGUUGGGCCGAUCAGGAGAAUCCAUCCCCUGCUCGAAACUGUCUGCGAUCAGCCAUGCAUACUGUUGCAGCGGCCAAGUCGGCACAAUAUCACAGUCUUGGUGAUGCCCUCUACCAAGAGACGUGUCAACUGCUAGAAUCACAACACACGCGAAAAUUAAGUAGAAGUGGUAGUACAUCGAUCGACAACAUCAAUGACCUCAACCCUAAUAAGUCUUGCGCUGGCCAGCAGAUUUCUCUUGAGCUGGUCCAGGCCUGGCUCCUCCUAGCACACUAUGAAUUUCUACGUAUCGACGAGCAUCAGGCUAUGCUCACGGCCGGACGUGCGUUUCGACUGGUGCAAUUGGCACGCCUCUAUGAUGUUGAUGAGAGUAGCAGCGGCGGCAGCGUUGAUGACAUGCCGCUACAUCCGUUUGAUGGCUCCGACGGUGAUGAACACGAGGAGGAUCUUUCAUAUGCAAUUACUGAAGAGAAGAGACGAACUUUCUGGCUGGCUUUUAACUUUGAUCGCUUUCUCUGCUCACGCAACGAGUGGCCUUUGACGCUGCAGGAAGAAGCCGUCCGUACGCGUCUGCCUGCUCCUGAAGAGAGUUUCCAGAAUAACCAGCCGGUUCAGAUGUGCUUCCUAUCCGAAGUACUCGCCGUGGCUGAUAACAUUCAGGCUGAUGCCUCUACAAUUAUACCACUUGCACCAUUCGCAGAAUGUGUCGUACUAGCGGCACUGCAAGGUCGUUGCAUGGCCCAUCGACGCAUGUCGCUGGUCAGCAGCAGUGGAGCAGAUGGCGCCCAGGAAUUCUGGGCAAGGCACGAGCAAUUGGUAUUGGCUAUGGAUAAGCGGUACCAGAUGCUUGCGCAAAGCGCAGCAUUCACAAUGGCCAACCGCGACCCCAUGGUGAUCUUCACAUACAUGCUGGCUCAAAAGGUGAUUAUCAACCUUGACAGCAUUCUAGAGACCGUACCCUGGCAGAGACAGCCACAACAAAAGACUGCCGACCGCCAGCUUCUUGCCACAUCAUACAAAUGGCGGGCUGAGCGGGCGGCAGUUGACAUGGUGCGUCUUGCUAGGUCGGUCAGAUCAGUUGGUUGCUUCGCGUUGCAUCCGUUCAUGGCUGAUCCACUUGCCUGUGCUGCCGACUUCUUGAUCCGAAACACCAAGUCUGUCAAUAAUACUAGGAGUUCGGGAAAUGUAAGCGGUAUGCCCAGUUGCAUGGCCAGUAUUGCCAGCAACAACAAAGAGGUAGAGAUCCUGCUUCUUUUGCUUCGAAGCCUACGCUACGUCAAUAUUUUAGCACAAGACUAUCUCAGCACUCUCGAGUUUGAAUAUAACAGUAUUCGCAUGUAUAAUAAGCUGUGGCAGCUGAAAUAA
Molecule: messenger RNA, 1704 nt
Organism: Trichoderma harzianum CBS 226.95
Lineage: Eukaryota; Fungi; Ascomycota; Sordariomycetes; Hypocreales; Hypocreaceae
Exons: 3
Coding region: 1-1704 (567 amino acids)
Biological process (GO): regulation of DNA-templated transcription; DNA-templated transcription
Cellular component (GO): nucleus
Molecular function (GO): zinc ion binding; DNA binding; DNA-binding transcription factor activity, RNA polymerase II-specific
Source: RefSeq, a predicted model, not a curated record